Messenger RNA from Aethina tumida (small hive beetle), 3026 nucleotides. RefSeq lists its product as uncharacterized. The coding region runs from base 266 to 1579 and encodes 437 amino acids. The transcript has 8 exons. Gene Ontology annotation, molecular function: heme binding; heme transmembrane transporter activity. Gene Ontology annotation, biological process: heme export; transmembrane transport. The record is from RefSeq and is a predicted model, not a curated record. Gene Ontology annotation, cellular component: membrane. NCBI's taxonomy places the organism in Eukaryota, Metazoa, Arthropoda, Insecta, Coleoptera, Nitidulidae.
CACAUCGUUCGUGUAGGCACAUUUCCUUGGUGUCCCGCCGCGUGGAAAGCGUCGUCUGGAAAAUCGAUUUCCAUCGCAGUUUCGUCACUGCUGCCCCCGCGAGUGGCAGCAACGGUGUUUGAAUUUUCAGUUGAUGCGCGACCUUUCUUACAGUAGAUUUUCGUUACUUUCGUUUCCGGCAGUGUGGGCACGCUUUUCCCCAAAUUCGCUCGCCAUCUCUAUCAGAUACCUGUUUUAGAUUCGAAAAUUUUACUCAAACUUAACUAUGAACGAAGAUGCGGAAAAACAGGAAAGCCAGCUGCCUGAAAUACCAAAAAUAAAAGUUUACAAAACACGAUGGCUCAUAUUGGGUAUUUUUGUUUUGUUCUCAGCUUCCAAUGCCUUACAAUGGAUUCAAUAUUCCAUAAUAACUAGCACAAUAACCAAAUAUUACAAUAUUAGCACGACAUGGGUCGACUGGACUUCCAUGAUAUACAUGGUUUUAUACAUUCCAUUUAUAUUUCCUGGUAGUUAUAUACUGGAAAAGUUGGGACUCAGAAAUUCAAUAAUAAUAGGAGUCGUGGGCAACUGUGUGGGAUCAUGGAUUAAAGUGGCGUCUGUGGACCCAUCCAGAUUUUGGGUCGGCUUCAUUGGACAGAGCAUCGUUGCUUUGUCUCAAGUAUUCGUUCUGUCUGUUCCUGCAAGACUUGCUGCAGUAUGGUUUGGACCUUCGCAAGUUUCUUCCGCUUGCAGCAUAGGAGUGUUUGGAAACCAGCUUGGCAUUGCUGUUGGAUUUGUUCUUCCCACAAUGAUGGUCAAUACUGACAUAGACACACCACAGGACGUAAUAACAAAUGAUUUAUUCAGAAUGUUUCUUUGGGUAGCCAUUUUCAUUACAGUCCUGCUCCUCUUAGUUUUAAUAUUUUUCAAAGAUGCACCACCUACGCCUCCCAGUUACGCUCAAGCCCAACAGGACGAGCCUGUGGAUUUCGUCAAAUCCUUGAAGAAUUUAUGUCUCAACAAAUCUUACAUUUUCCUUAUGUUGGCUUACGGGAUCAAUGUUGGCAUUUUCUAUGCCAUCUCGACGUUGCUGCAGCAGAUAGUCUUAGAAUAUUAUCCGGGAGGCGAGAAAGAUGCAGGAAGAAUCGGUCUGGUCAUAGUUUUGGCUGGUAUGGUAGGAUCUGUAUGUUGUGGAGUUGUUUUGGAUAGAUUCCACCGAUUUAAAGAGACAACAUUGGCAGUAUAUGCCUUUUCAUUGAUUGGAAUGGUACUUUAUACUUUCACAUUGUCUGAAGGCAUCAUUAUCGUUUAUAUUGUGUCAGGAGUUUUGGGCUUCUUCAUGACCGGUCUUCUUCCUGUUGGCUUCGAACUGGCCGCCGAGCUCACAUACCCAGAACCAGAAGGAACUUCAUCAGGUUUGCUCAAUGCCGCUUCCCAGGUGUUCGGGGUAGCAUUUACGAGUAUUUACUCGGAAUUGCUGUACAAAGUAGGUGAUACGUGGGCGAAUGCUACGAUGUGCAUUAUGUUAUUAGUUGGCACCAUUUUAACCGCACUUAUCAGCAAAGAUAUGAGAAGACAAGCUGCUCAAUCUGCAAAAUAAUUUGUUUCUAGGUUGAUUAGUAUCGGACGGUCUUGUUUGUCAGUAUUGCUAGGGACGUAAUAUUACUGUUUAGUUUUUGCUAGUCGAAUUUUUUAAAGAUUUAUCUUUAAGUUAGAGUUAAGAAAAUAUAUAAAUGCUCUUACCUCAUCUUUUAAAUGAUGACAAUACCACUUUAAGUUCUCAAGUAUUCUAUGUGUGAUUAAUGUUGAAGUGUGCCAAAUGUAUCUGGUCAAUCAGGGAAUUCAUUUUUGUUCCAUAUGACAAAUAUAUUUAAUGAAUAAUGUCUCCACAUAUAAUAGUAAAUAUUUAAUAUAUUUCAAAUCCUAUUAAGACGUAGUAAAAUCACAUUUAUCACAAAAUAAUUAUAAAUAGUAAAUAAUUCAUUAAAUUUAUUUUUUAAGGAUUAUUCUAUUCCCUGCAUUUAGUACACAACCAAAGUGAGAAAGAUAAUUUAUAUCAAAUCGAACAUAUGUACCUAGUGAUUUUAUGUGAUUUGAAUAGUGUGAUUAGGAAUUAGUAUAUUUAUAACUAACAGUGUUAAAUUCAUUGUACACAAUAUGACAAUAAAUUGUUAGAGUAGUUCCAAGUUCAGACAAUAAUGUAGUAUGUAGGUUGUAUUGAUGAAUGUUUAUUUAUAAAUGGUACAAUACACAUGAUAUUAUAAUCGUUGAAACAUAUUAUAGUUGUAAAUUGCAUCACAUUAAAAUUAUAAAAAAAGACAAAAAAAUAUUUACGGACAAAAUUAAUAACUACAUAAAGUAUAUUGUUAUCUUAAUAAUUAAAUUGUUAGUAUAUUCAUCUAAAGAUCAAAUAUUUAGGCCUAUCCUAAGGCACUAUUAUUAUUUAUCAUUAAUAUGAAACAUCAGUCAAGAAUUAUUCUAAUAUUUGAUCUCUAAAUUUAUAUAUUUGUAAUUUGAUAUCUCAUACCUAUAUAUUUCAAAAUAUAGACAAUAACACCUUUAAAAUUUAAUUAAUAUUUUUGGAAACAUAUAUUUUAACAGUAAUGUAUCAAUUCCUAAAAUAUACACAAAAUUUACACGUUAUCUAAUAUAUCUGUAGGUAAAUAUAUUUAUCAAGAUUGUUGUAUUAGUAUUGUUGUGUGCCAAUCAAUUUUCUGUUAACUCAAAUUAUAUAAAAAAAUAUAAAUGCUAUCAGAAAAUUGAUUGGACAAACUUUUCAAAUACAUAUAUACAUAUUACUUAAAUGUGAUAUAUACACAAAAUACAAUUUAUUUAAAUGUUGUUUGUUAUGCAACUCAAUAUCCGCUGCUGUCUUGAUGUUGCAUAGUUUCAUGUUGCCUACUCUUUGGAAAAUAUAACUGUUGAUAUUUACUAUAUUGCUUUAAAUGUGAUAUUUGAUGUUGAUAAUAGACAAUCACAUAUUUUAACAGCGUGUUAAAAACCGUUUUAAAAAUUGUGAAGAAAUAUUAAAUUUAAGGAGAUAUUAA